Molecule: messenger RNA, 1473 nt
Organism: Drosophila rhopaloa
Lineage: Eukaryota; Metazoa; Arthropoda; Insecta; Diptera; Drosophilidae
Exons: 2
Coding region: 107-1324 (405 amino acids)
Source: RefSeq, a predicted model, not a curated record
GAAAACUCUGUCUGCGAAAACACUUAUGAAUGAUUUAACUAGGAAAUCCGAAAUUUUAAAGAGUUAAUUUAAAAACCCAACAAAUUUGAGUGUACAUUUUCGGAGAAUGGAUGCCGAAGGAAAAAAGGAAUUGCGACUGGAUCCGCCGCUCUUUGUGACCUGCGACCUGGAUCAGUUUCGGGAUCCGAAUAAGAAACGUGCCGCCAACGAUGCCUGCGAGGAGCUGGACAAGCUGGAUGCCCAGGACGAGAUCAGUGUAUCCAGUAUAAUCUCGGCCCUUUUGCAUCCGAUCGAGCCCUCGGAUGAUCAGUACAAGGUGUGCGACUGGGGCAUCAAUCCCAAGCAGUUCCUGCCCACCAAACAGGCGGUCAUCUUCAAGGAGCAGUUGUUCGUCUCCAAGUUGCGCAACACCAACUGCAAGUUGAACGAGAACCUGAAGAUCUUCUUCGAGCGCGAACUGGAGCAAAUCGGGAGAUUCUGCUUAAAUGUGGAGGAGGCCUACGAUGGCUAUAUGAUCUUCAGCAGCAGCAAAAUGAAGAAGGGCAAGGGCCUGGUGGAAUGUGGCCACCAGCUGAAGGGCAAGUACGAUGACAAGUUUCUGCUCAUUUGCGAGAAGAGGUCGGAGUUCGAUCGAAUCGAUAAUACGCGUGUGGAGAAGACCCUGGAGCUGCGAAAUCAUGCGGAUUUGAUGCUCACCGCCAUUCGCGAGACGAAGAUCAAUGAGGAAGUGCAACGUUUCAAAGCACGCAUCGAUAUCAAGGAUCGCGAUCACGUGUUCGUCCUGGAUGGUGGUAUUAUGCUGCUGAUGCGCCACCUGGUCUGCAACAACUUUGUGGGCAACUUCGAGUAUUACACAAUGAACCUGUAUGGCCGAGUGCUGCGAUGCAAUCUGGUGGUUUCCAAGGAGCGCAAGAUAGUGCGCAUUUUCUAUCGCACCUAUAAGAACGUCGUGCAUAUCUUCACACAGCAGUGUUUCAACGAUGAACUGCAGGAUGUGGCGGAGAUCUUCAUGUCUCCGGAGGGUAGGAUCGUCCUGCAUUAUUGGCGAGGCUACAACUAUCUCCUACAUGCCGCAUGUAUGCCUCCAAAAAGGAAGGAGCCCAUCCUGCCCAAAAUGGAACUGAUGUGGCGCCAAAAUGAACAGCUCUCUCGGAAGUUUCGGGAGCUCAAGGCCCUCAACUAUGAGAACGCCACCAAAUAUCUGAGCAGCAACUCCCAACUAGCCGACUUUAUGCAGGACUACGUACUCAAUCUACUGCGAUAUAAGCCCACCAAUGUCCUCGAGUUCUCCAUCAUGUUCUUUCAAAAUAUGUCGAGAGAUUAGUCUUCUCUCCACUGGGUUUUUUCUAAAUUGAUAGUGUUUAGUGGAGAUUUAAGACAAGUUAUACAAAAAUCCAAAGCUCUUUUCAUUAGUUAUUUCAUUUAUUGUAAUUUUGUUAUAGUUUGAAAAUAAAGUUAAAAUUUUAAAAUUUA